Messenger RNA from Tarenaya hassleriana, 2577 nucleotides. RefSeq names its product oligopeptide transporter 6-like. Gene Ontology annotation, molecular function: oligopeptide transmembrane transporter activity. The record is from RefSeq and is a predicted model, not a curated record. Gene Ontology annotation, biological process: transmembrane transport. The coding region runs from base 102 to 2330 and encodes 742 amino acids. Lineage: Eukaryota; Viridiplantae; Streptophyta; Magnoliopsida; Brassicales; Cleomaceae. The transcript is spliced from 6 exons.
UAGUGAAGGAGAAAGCUUUAGGUAAUUCUCUUAAAAGAUAGAAUCCGAACCCGAGACUGCGGCGUAAAGAUUCACUCACUGCUCGUGCAAAAAAAAAAAACAUGGGUACUGAAGUAGCAGCAGAGGCCAUAGCCAUGGAGAUAGACGGUGACGGAGAAGACGAAGAUAGGUGCGUGGUGGAGCAAGUGGAGCUCACGGUCCCGAAGACGGACGAUCCGACGAUACCUGUCCUCACUUUCAGAAUGUGGGUUCUCGGUCUGGGCGCGUGCAUUGUACUCUCCUUCGUGAACCAGUUCUUCUGGUACAGGACCAUGCCUCUGAGCAUCAGCGGAAUCUCCGCUCAGAUCGCUGUCGUGCCGCUCGGCCACCUCAUGGCUCGGAUUCUCCCGACAAGCAAGUACUUGGAAGGUACGAGGUGGGAGUUUAGCCUGAACCCUGGUCCCUUCAACGUCAAGGAACAUGUUCUCAUCACCAUCUUCGCCAACUCCGGUGCUGGUUCUGUCUACGCCACUCAUAUUCUCAGCGCCAUUAAGCUUUAUUACAAAAGGGCACUCCCGUUUCUUCCUGCUUUUCUUGUCAUGAUCACUACUCAGGUUCUUGGAUUUGGUUGGGCGGGUUUGUUCAGGAAACAUCUCGUGGAGCCUGGUGAAAUGUGGUGGCCGAGCAAUCUCGUUCAAGUCUCUCUCUUCAGUGCCUUGCACGAGAAAGAGAAGAGGACAAGAGGAGGCACCACUCGAACUCAGUUCUUCCUCGUCGUGCUCGUCGCCAGUUUCGCCUACUACGUGCUUCCAGGCUAUUUAUUCACCAUGUUGACGUCCAUAUCAUGGGUAUGUUGGCUCGGACCCAGAUCCAUUCUGGUCAACCAGCUCGGUUCAGGACUUCACGGACUCGGUAUCGGAGCCGUUGGCAUUGACUGGGCCACAAUUUCUUCUUACCUUGGUAGCCCUCUCGCCAGUCCAUUGUUUGCCACCGUCAAUGUAGCCAUCGGCUUCGUUCUGAUCAUGUAUGUGGCCUCACCGAUCUGGUACUGGCUUGAUAUUUACAAAGCCAAGACCUUUCCUAUAUUCUCCAGCAAGCUUUUCAUGUCCAACGGCUUAGACUACAAUGUUUUGAGCAUCAUCGACAAGAAGUUCGAGCUAGACCAUGAUGUCUACGCCAAGACAGGGCCUAUCCACAUGAGUACCUUCUUCGCUAUGACUUAUGGUCUCGGGUUUGCAACGUUAUCCGCUACCAUUGUCCAUGUUCUGCUCUUCAAUGGAAGUGAUCUAUGGAAGCAAACGAGAGGAGCUUUCAAGAGGAACAAGAAAAUGGAUAUACACACGAAGAUCAUGAAGAAGAACUACAGAGAAGUCCCGAUGUUGUGGUUUCUCGUGAUCCUCGUCCUCAAUAUCGGGCUCAUCAUGUUCAUCUCCGUGCAUUAUAACGCAACUGUGCAACUCCCGUGGUGGGGAGUGUUACUUGCUUGUGCUAUCGCCGUUUUUUUCACCCCUCUUAUCGGUGUUAUAGCCGCUACCACCAACCAGGCACCGGGUUUGAACAUUAUUACCGAGUAUGUGAUAGGUUAUAUCUACCCCGAACGUCCGGUUGCAAACAUGUGCUUCAAGGUUUAUGGAUACAUAAGCAUGACCCAGGCGCUAACUUUCAUAUCUGACUUCAAGCUUGGGCAUUACAUGAAGAUUCCUCCAAGAAGCAUGUUCAUGGCACAGGUUGUGGGAACGCUUGUAGCUGUUGUGGUUUACACUGCAACUGCCUGGUGGUUAAUGGCGGAUAUUCCCCAUCUCUGUGACACAUCUCUCCUUCCUCCGGACAGCCAAUGGACAUGUCCCAUGGACCGUGUCUUCUUUGACGCUUCCGUGAUCUGGGGACUGGUCGGACCACGCAGGAUGUUUGGUGAUCUCGGAGAAUAUUCCAAAGUGAACUGGUUCUUCCUCGGCGGUGCAGUCGCUCCUCUCAUGGUCUGGUCAGCGACCAAAGCCUUCCCGUCUCAGACAUGGAUCCCAAAGAUCCAUAUUCCUGUCCUUGUGGGUGCAACCGCAAUGAUGCCACCCGCUACAGCCGUGAAUUUCACGAGCUGGAUCGUUGUUGCGGUUGUUUUCGGGCAUUUCGUGUAUAAGUACCGUAGGGAAUGGUGGAAGAAGUAUAACUACGUUUUGUCCGGGGGUCUGGACGCAGGAACUGCGUUCAUGACCAUACUUCUGUUCUUGGCUCUUCAACGCAGAGACGACAUCGGACUGAACUGGUUGGGAAACGGCAGCGACCACGACACCUGUCCCUUCGCGUCUUGUCCCACCGCGAAAGGGGUCGUGGUCGAUGGUUGUCCGGUCUUAUGAGCCACAUUGCCAAAGCAGUGAAAGUGAACAUAUGAUGUAAAAUCAUUUCAGAAUGCUAUACAGGUUGUAAUCUUUGGAAAUGAAUAGAAGAAAACCAAAAUUAGACAAGAGAGGAGAGAUGGUUGCUCCAUUCAUGAAUCUCUCUCAAGGACAGAAACAGGAAACUUGCUUUCAGUUUUUAAACUGUCUUUGAAUCUGAUUCAACAAUAAUUAGCCAAGAACAUGCAAAAAAAAAAAAAAAAAAAAA